AUGCGUGGGCAGCCAGGCGAGCUGGAUUCCUAUCGGGGCGAGGGUGGCACGGUAUAUCCCUUCUACACUGCCAACGAGCAGUCGUUUGACGACGACGACACUCCACCGCCAACGCCAAUGUGGAGCAACCUGCCACCACCCGCGCCGCCAGAGACGGCUUCCCGUUGGAAGGCCGUGCGCAAGCAAAUCUCGGUGGCGGGGCGCUUCUGGUCGGCCGGCCAGGAUCGCGCCGAGGAAGCCGCCGUCUCAGCGCUCUCGGAACUGCUGCAGGGGCUCGUGGCGCAGGGCGCACUGUCGCUCGAGCGGCGGCUGGUUGAGCACCGCGACACGCCGCCGGGCGCGGUGUGGCCGCACGGCUGGCCGCCGCGCUACACGCAGCGGAGGCACCUCGCGACCGUCUUCUCCGCCUCAAACUACGCGGGCAAGACGCUCAACAAGGGCGCGUACGCACUGCUCGGCGCGACCGGCUCGCGCCUCUCCGACCCCGCCUUGAGGUUGCGGUUCGUGUCCUUCGACGCGGAGGAGCUGCCGCGGCUGCGCGUGUCGCAGCGGCGCCACCAGCUCGUCGCGUCCGCCGUCCUCGCUCAGCGCGAUGAGCUGCUGGCUGCGUACCAGGCGGCCGACUGCCACCCUUAA
This is a messenger RNA of Emiliania huxleyi CCMP1516, 636 nucleotides long. RefSeq lists its product as hypothetical. Bases 1 to 636 code for a protein of 211 amino acids. The record is from RefSeq and is a predicted model, not a curated record. The transcript has 3 exons. NCBI's taxonomy places the organism in Eukaryota, Haptophyta, Isochrysidales, Noelaerhabdaceae.